Molecule: messenger RNA, 405 nt
Organism: Suillus plorans
Lineage: Eukaryota; Fungi; Basidiomycota; Agaricomycetes; Boletales; Suillaceae
Exons: 2
Coding region: 1-405 (134 amino acids)
Source: RefSeq, a predicted model, not a curated record
AUGUUCUAUGGUACUGAUUGUGAUGAGGCUAUUCCCACCUAUGUACCUGAAGAUUUAGAUGGAGUUGUCCGUGCGCAAAUGUGGAUAGGUGGAGGUCAUUGGUCCUGUUCUGGUGAUGCCUCUCCCCGCUCUGUUUCUGUUGGCGGAUUCCCUGGUUCACGAUAUAGCAUUUUUCCUGACGCUUAUAGUGUCAUUUUCUUUGGACGUGGUUCCAAAUUACCUGUCAACCGUGCUUUGGCUUCCUCCAUCGUCGUUGAAUCUGCUCCUCAGUGGCUUGGCGACAUAUUAGUUGUCAAACACGCAGGCCAUGAUUAUCGUCUGCUGCAAUCCAUGGAGUUUGAUGAAAAAGCUCUUGUAGAUGCUUUUUUGGCAAGUCUUUCUCCUUUUUUAUUCUCUCCUGAUUAG